ACGGGGACCGCUAGAGCGGAGAGGGGCUCGGCAGCAGUGGGGCCAGCACGGCUGGAAGCGGGGUUCGGUGCCGGAGCGGCUCCUCGGCUUUGGGAACGGAACUUUUAUAAACACAUCCAUGACAAUGCAAGCACAUAAACCUGACCUAGCAUCUGGAUUUUCAAACGUUAACCAUGUGCCAGGAUAUCAAGUCCCCUAUGGCUACCCUCAGCAUGCACCUGGGACUUACCAAGGUGUUGCAGGUGCAGGGAGCUAUGGCUUUCAGGUACAGGCCAUGAGAGUCCCAGCUGAACUUGCUGUUCCACCCAUACAGAACCAGCCCAUUGUGAAGGAGGGGACAAUCUGGAUGCCCGUCCCUCCUCCUCUUCCCAACUGCCCUCCUGGACUGCAAUACCUCACUCAGAUUGACCAGAUAUUAAUUCAUCAACAAAUUGAACUUCUUGAGAUUUUGACUGGCUUUGAAACAAACAACAAAUACGAAAUCAAGAAUACGCUGGGGCAAAGGGUGUACUUUGCAGCAGAGGACACUGACUGCUGUACCAGGAAUUGCUGUGGGCCAUCACGACCCUUCACCAUUCGGAUUAUAGACAACCUGGGCCAUGAGGUGAUAACACUGCAGAGACCCCUCCGGUGUUCUUCAUGCUGCUUUCCCUGCUGCUUGCAGGAGAUGGAAGUUCAGGCACCUCCAGGAACACCAGUUGGUUAUGUUGUCCAGAACUGGCAUGCCUGCCUGCCAAAGUUUACCAUUCAAGAUGAGAAAAGAAUGGAUAUAUUGAAAAUUUCUGGCCCAUGUGUUGCCUGCAGCUGUUGUGAUGAUGUUAAUUUUGAGGUGAAAUCUGUGGAUGAGACUGCUACUGUUGGAAGGAUUUCUAAGCAGUGGACUGGAUUUUUGAAAGAAGCCUUUACAGAUGCAGAUAACUUUGGAAUCACAUUCCCAAUGGACCUUGACGUAAAAAUGAAAGCUGUCAUGAUUGGUGCUUGCUUCCUUAUUGACUUCAUGUUUUUUGAGCAUGCUGGUGAUAACCAACAGCGAGCAGGAGUUUGGCAAUGAAGACUUUUAUAUAGAAGAAGAACAUAAAUCUCCCAACUUUCCAGUGGAUUUCAGAGCUCCAGUAAGAAUGUGAGAAAUGUGUGUCUUGUGCUACUGCAAGUUUAUAUUUCUAUAAACUGAAAGCUUUACAUUUUAUUGUGGGUUUUUCUUUGUAGUAAAUAGUAGUAAAUAAUUUGUAGUAUUCAUAUAAGAACACUUUGUAGAGAUCAAACCAGAAACUUACAGAAAUAUAUAGCAACCUUUACAAGAAAUUUGGAAUUGUAAAAUAACUACUUACAGUUACUUUAAUUCAUAAAAAAAGAGGACUUCUAUAUUAAUUAUUAAUAUAAGCAAUGAGCCUACUAAAGAGGUCCUGAUCUUUUUCUGUGUA
Pezoporus occidentalis (night parrot) is the source of this 1421-nucleotide messenger RNA. Its product is annotated as phospholipid scramblase 1-like. Gene Ontology annotation, biological process: plasma membrane phospholipid scrambling. Gene Ontology annotation, cellular component: plasma membrane. The record is from RefSeq and is a predicted model, not a curated record. Gene Ontology annotation, molecular function: phospholipid scramblase activity. The transcript is spliced from 9 exons. Bases 119 to 1051 code for a protein of 310 amino acids. Lineage: Eukaryota; Metazoa; Chordata; Aves; Psittaciformes; Psittacidae.